AUGGGUGGAGUCACCGUGCCUUGUUUGAUAGACACGGGGUCCAUGGUGUCUACAGUCACUGAAGGUUUCUUUCAGCAGUACUUUGAACCUUGGGGUCAAGAGAAACUUCAGACUUGCCACUGGCUGCAGCUUCGAGCAGCUAAUGGGCUAGCCAUUCCUUACAUUGGCUACUUAGAGCUAGAUAUCAAGCUCUGCGAUAAGUUAGUGCCACGGUGUGGUGUUUUGGUGGUCAAAGACCCUCCGGGGGGCAUGUCUUCUCAGGUCCCUGGUGUGUUGGGGAUGAACAUCAUACGCCGGUGUUACAGAGAGCUUUUUGGCCAACACGGUUUGGCCUUGUUUGACCUGCCCUCUGUUUCAAAGGCCCCAGAGCCUAUUGUUCAGGCACUGCAAGGGUGCCAUCAGGCUAGUGUGAGGCCUCCUCAAGAGGCCUCAGGUAGGGUCAAGGUGCGUGGCAGGAAGGCUUGUCGGAUCCCUGGUGGGAUGAUGAAGAUGGUGGCUGCCACAUGCUCGGAGCAGUACUCGUGCUCCACAGUAUUGUUUGAGCCUCUGGACUCUGGCCUCCCGGCUGGACUGCUUGCGUCCCCUGCUCUGGUUCGUGUGGAGAGGGGAACUGCCUACAUCCCUGUUGUUAAUGUAGGCUCCACAGACGCGUUGCUUUAUCCUCGCACCGUUGUCGGCACUUUGACAGAGGUCAGUGUGGUGAGCUUGCCUGCGGGUGUCACUGAGGUGCCAUCGGGUGUGGCCUCAGUGACAUCUCAGUUUGCCUCUGGUUCAGUUCCGGAUCAGUUCGCAACCAUUGAUUUGGCUUCCUUGUCUGCUGAAGAGCAGAAGAAGGUGAGGGCUUUGCUUUCAAAGUAUUCCUCUGUCUUCUCCACCCACGAUGGUGACCUGGGCUGCACUAACCUGGUUAGCCAUGAGAUUCCUCUUUUGGAUGAUGUUCCUGUUCGGCAGCGCUACAGGCGCAUUCCUCCAUCCGAUUAUGAACUUGUCAAGGAGCACAUUAACCAGCUGUUGGAGGCUCAGGUAAUUCAGGAGAGUAGCAGUCCUUGUGCGUCUCCCAUUGUGUUGGUUAAAAAGAAAGACGGUAGCCUACGCAUGUGCGUGGACUACAGGCAAUUGAACACCAAAACCAGAAAGGAUGCAUUUCCUCUUCCCCGCAUCGAGGAAUCCCUUGAUGCACUUACUGGUGCUCGCUGGUUUUCCACAAUGGAUUUAGCCAGUGGGUACAAUCAGGUUCCAGUGUCUGAGGUAGACCGGCCUAAAACGGCGUUUUGUACUCCAUUCGGCCUUUUCGAAUGGAAUCGCAUGCCCUUUGGACUCUGUAACGCCCCCAGCACCUUCCAGCGGUUAAUGCAGAGGCUUUUUGGGGACCAACAGUGUCGGUCUUUGCUUUUAUAUCUUGACGACAUUGUUGUUUUCUCCUCCACUGUCGAGCAACAUCUGGAGAGGCUGGAAGUGGUGCUGGGACGGCUGCAGCAGGAGGGCCUCAAGGCAAAACUUGUCAAGUGUGCCUUCUUUCGGCGUGAGGUGCAGUACUUGGGGCAUGUGAUUUCUGAGGCAGGUGUUUCCACUGACCCCAGCAAGGUCGAGGUGGUCGCCAGUUGGCAACCCCCGACUACCAUCUCCGAACUGCGGUCAUUCCUUGGCUUUGCCAGUUAUUACCGUCGGUUUGUUGAGGGUUUUGCCAAGCUGGCUGCUCCUCUACACAAGUUGGUUGCAGAACUUGGGGGCUCAAAGACCCAGAAGAGGUCACAGCGAGGCAUAACUGGGCACUGGACUCAAGAGUGUCAGCGGACUUUCGAGGCACUUAAGUUGAAGCUCACUACGGCACCUGUGCUCGCAUAUGCCGAUUUCUCCCUCCCUUUUAUUCUGGAGGUCGACGCAAGCCAUAGUGGCCUUGGAGCUGUGUUAUCACAGGAGCAGGAUGGUAAGGUGGGGCCUAUUGCCUAUGCCAGCCGGGGUCUGAGGCCCACGGAGCGUAACAUGGCCAACUAUAGCUCCAUGAAGUUGGAGUUUUUGGCUCUCAAGUGGGCCAUGACUGAAAAGUUUAGAGAAUAUCUGCUUGGCCAUAAGUGUAUUGUUUAUACCGACAAUAAUCCACUCAGCCACCUGUCGACUGCUAAACUAGGCGCCACCGAACAACGUUGGGCAGCCCAGCUUGCUUCCUUCGACUUUGAAAUCAAGUAUCGCUCCGGAAAGAGUAACAGUAAUGCUGAUGCUUUAUCUCGCCAGCAUCCCCCUGCAGUGCCGGACAUGGAAGCUAUGCUUCCUGGCACAGGGCUUCCUGAGCCUUUGCAGCAAGCUCUGCAGGCCCAGAGGACUGAGGCAUCCCAAGCUGUCGUCAUAGCCCUGCCCAGUCAUACACCAGCUGACAUCCGUGCACUCCAGGAAGCGGACCCCACUAUCCGGGAACUGCUACCUUUCUGGAAGCAGAAGCAGCGCCCCACCCAGGAGGAGCGUGAACGGUUGUCCCCACCUGCGUUGGCGCUGCUCCGGCAAUGGGACCGCUUGGCUGAGAAGGAGGGAGUCCUGUAUCGCCAGAUCUUUCGUCCUGAUGGUGCAGAGGUAGUACUGCAGUUGUUGUUGCCUAUUGUCCUAAGGGAAGAGGUAUUGAGGGACGUCCAUCAGAGGCAUGGCCACCAGGGAGUGGAGAGGACCUUGGGGCUUUUACGUCAACGGUGUUAUUGGCUGCGUAUGUCCUCUGAUGUAGCCCAGUGGUGCCAUGCUUGUGACAGGUGCCAAGUUGCGAAAGAAGUUCAGCCAACUGCUCGCAGCUCCAUGGGGCACCUGCUAGCUUCUCGACCCAAUGAGAUCCUGGCCAUGGAUUUCACAUUGAUGGAACCUACCCACAAUGGUAUUGAAAAUGUCUUUGUCAUGACUGAUGUUUUCAGUAAAUAUACGUUGGCCGUUGCCACCUGUGACCAACGAGCCGCUACUGUAGCUCAAGUGUUGGUAACUGAAUGGUUCUCGAAGUUCGGGGUCCCUGCACGUAUACAUUCGGACCAAGGCCGAAAUUUCGAGAGUGUUCUUAUUCAACAGUUGUGUGCCCUUUAUGGGAUUGAGAAGUCACGCACCACACCAUACCAUCCAGCCGGUAAUGGACAGUGUGAACGGUUCAACCGUACCCUUCACAACUUGCUGCGUACUCUCCCAGUGUCUCGGAAACGAGACUGGAACUCCUGUUUGCCACAACUGUUGUAUUCCUAUAACACUACUCCCCACCAGGCAACUGGAGAAUCACCUUUUCUCCUGAUGUUUGGCCAGGAGCCAAGACUCCCAAUUGAUUUUCUGUUGGGACGAGUUCAGGACCCUGUUGCCGGUGCGGUCCAUGAUUGGAUUCAGGAGCAUCGGACUCGGUUGCAGAUUGCCUUUGAAGGGGCCAGAGACCAGCUAAGAGUUGCAGCACAACGGCGAAAGAAAAACUAUGACCAACAUGUCCGGGAUGACCCCUUGCCUGAGGGCCAGUUGGUCCUGUUGCGGGAUUUUAGUGCGAAAGGGCGCCAUAAGAUCCAGGAUCUGUGGGGCUCUGUGGUGCACAUGGUGCUUAAGGCACCAAAAGAAGGAGGCUCGGUGUAUACUGUUGCACCAGCGGACGACCAGACUAAAGCCAAACAUGUCCAUCGUUCAUUGUUAAAGGCUGUGGUUAGAACUGGUCCAGGUUACACCUCUGAUCCUCUUGUACCCACUUCUGUCCAUCUUCAGUCAGAGGACGAUGAUGGUGAUAGUUGGUUCGUUUUGAGGUAUGAAGCUCCUUCUGUCAUUCCUCAAAUAACCUUCCCUGGGCCACUUCCCCAAACUGACCCGGCCCCGAUUGGGUCCGUUCCUCUUGUGUCUCCUGCUGCUAUGGCAGCCAGUGAACCAUCUGUCCGAGUGGAGGUCCCCGCAGUCACUCGGUCUGGUAUGGAGGAGGUGAACCUACGACGGACCCAACGGUCAACCGCAG
Plectropomus leopardus (leopard coralgrouper) is the source of this 3943-nucleotide messenger RNA. The record is from RefSeq and is a predicted model, not a curated record. Lineage: Eukaryota; Metazoa; Chordata; Actinopteri; Perciformes; Serranidae.